Molecule: messenger RNA, 15423 nt
Organism: Apus apus (common swift)
Lineage: Eukaryota; Metazoa; Chordata; Aves; Apodiformes; Apodidae
Gene: HYDIN
Product: HYDIN axonemal central pair apparatus protein
Exons: 85
Coding region: 1-15297 (5098 amino acids)
Biological process (GO): axonemal central apparatus assembly; cilium movement
Cellular component (GO): axoneme
Source: RefSeq, a predicted model, not a curated record
AUGGCCACCAGCAAGCUCCAUCGAGCCAUGGGGUCCUCCAAAGCAUCUGAUGGGUUCCCCAGCAAGGUGGUAGCACCUCAUAAUUCAAAGCUGGUCAGAGAGGCAGAGGAGUCUGUAGCUCUGACUCCCUCUGCCUUCCUGAAGGAGAUGGCUCUCACCACCCAGCAGAGGCUGGCCAGCACUAGGGAGAUGAAGCAACCCCGGAUUAUCCAGCUUCUAGACAUGAGUGAAACCUCCCAUCAAAAGUUCUCAGCAGUUGACCUGGAACAGAGCUUGUUUCAGCCUUUCCCAUCAGAGGUGGUAUUUCAGAACUAUGUCCCCUGCGAGGUCCACGAAGUGCCACUGAUUCUGAGGAACAAUGACAAGGUGCCUCGGCUGGUGAAGGUUGUCUUGGAGAGCUCACCUUACUUCAAGCUGGUCAGCUCCCCCGAGGAGUGCCAUAAGGUAGCACCUGGCAUGCUGGCAACAUUCCACAUCCUUUUCACCCCUGAGGAGAAGAAGGAUUACUUCCACCAGCUCACCUGCAUCACAGAGAGGGAGAAGUUUAUUGUGCCCAUCCGAGCUAUAGGUCCCCGAGCUCUCCUGGACUUCCCUGACCAUCUCAACUUCUCCAGCUGUCCAGUCAAGUACAGCACCCAGAAAACUCUGCUGGUUCGCAACGUGGGUGACCGGGAGGCCCGGUACUGCAUCAGCACCCCGAGCCCCUUCUCUGUGGAUCCCUCCGUGGGGACUCUUGGCAUUGGGGACACCAUGCAAGUGACAGUGGAGUUUCACCCACUGAAGACUGGGCAUCAUUCCACAUCCCUGGUAGUUCACUAUGACACAGGUGAAGAUAUUCACACCAGCCUUUAUGGAACAGCUGUAGAUGUCAACAUCAGGCUGGACAGGAACUCCUUGACAGUGGAGAAGACUUACCUCACCCUGUCAAACCACAGAUCCGUGCUCAUCCACAACCAGAGUGAAAUCACUGCCCACUUCCAGUGGAAGGCUUUUGUCACCCAGGAAGAGGAGGAUGAGCACAAGCUGAGGCUGUGUGAGUGGCUGCAGAGGCAGGAGGAGGAUGAGACAGACCUGCUGAAGGUGUGUGUGGUGGAUCCCCUGCUCCGCGAUCGCCUGGUCCUCCUCUCCCGCACCUUCCAGAGCCACAGAGCAAAGGUGCAGGGAGACUCCAUGCUGUUCUCUGAUGACUUCUUCACCAUUGAGCCAGUGGAGGGGGAUGUCUGGCCACAUUCUUCAGCUGAAAUCCAUGUGAUCUUUAAGCCUCAAGAAGCCAGGGUCUAUCACCAAACCAUCUACUGUGACAUCUCAGGCCGUGAGACGAGGCUGCCCCUGCGUGUCCAAGGAGAAGGUGUAGGACCCCAGCUCUGCUUCAGCUUUGACCAGCUGGACAUUGGGAAGGUUUUUGUUGGAUCAGCCCACAGCUAUGAGGUGAUCCUGUUUAACAAAGGGGCCAUCAAUGCUCUCUUCAGCUUGAUCCCUCCAGCUACAGCUGUGGGCUCCUGCUUCUCCUUUCUGCCUGAUGAAGGUGUCAUUUUGCCCAACGAGCUCCAGGCCAUCCAGAUCUCCUUCAGUUCCACCAUCCUGGGGCAGUUCACAGAAGAAUUUGGGUUCAGUGUGAAAGGAUCCCCUGAGCCUGUCACCUUGACCAUCAGGGGCCGUGUCAUCGCGCCAACGUUCCGUUUCGACGUGCCCUCCCUCCACUUUGGGGAUGUCUCCUUUGGCUUUCCUCACACCUUGUCCUGUCGCCUCACCAACACCUCCCUGGUGCCCAUGACCUUCACCCUUCGCAUUCCUGGGGAUGGCUCUGGAAGGCCCAGUGUCACCAGUUUGGUUCAGAUGUCAGACAGGACUCGUGCAACCUGGAGGAGGAGAGCUCAAGGUCAUAGCAGGCCAACUGAGUUCACCAUAAAGCCACAGAGAGGGACCAUCCGCCCCCAGGGACUCCUGGAUAUCCAGGUCACCCUGUGCUCCAACACCCUGAAGCAAUACGAGCUGGCCCUGGUGGUGGACCUGGAUGGCAUUGGCAAGGAGGUGUUGGCAUUGCCCAUCAUAGCCAGAUGUGUGGUGCCAGAGCUGCAAGUCCUCAACCCCACCAUGACCUUUGGAAGGUGCUUUCUGAAACACCCUUAUCAGCAGAUGCUGACCCUGGUGAACACCAGUGACCUUCCAGGCUGCUACAGGCUUCUGCCUCAGGGAGGCAGGAAGGGUGCUGCUGUGUGGUAUUCCAGCCCCAUGCCCUGUGGGAUCAUCCAGCCUCUCAGCUCUGUGCAGGUCCCAGUCACUCUGGCAACCCAGAAGCUGGGGGAGCAGGACACUGUGGCUUAUGUUGCUGUGUUUGGGACUGAAGGUGAUCCCCUGAAAAUCCACUUAGUGAGUUUUGGAGAAGGGCCAGUUGUCUACGUGCACCCAAACAAGCUCCAUUUUGGCAAUAUCCAAGUUCUCCAAGAUGCUUCCCAAACCCUCUACCUCUCCAAUCAGGCUGUCAUCCCUGCAUCCUUCUGGGCAGAGAUGGCUGGCAAAUGCUCCCGCUGGAGGAUUGAACCCAGUAAAGGAGUCAUCCCCCCUGAGACUGAGGUGUCUUUGGCCAUCAUAGCAAACUUGGAUGACACUGAGAACUUCAAGGACGAGGUGAAGGUCUUCAUAGAGAACAGCCACACCUCUGUCAUCCCUGUCCAGGCUGUUGGCAUUGGCACCACCAUCGUCACCGACAAGCCCUUUGCUCCAAAGCUCGACUUGGGACCCCACUUCAGCCUGGAUUCCUGCUGUUACCACUUCAGGGUGACCAACAAAGGCCGGCGCACCCAGCGGCUCUACUGGACCACGGCGGGUUUCGCCCCGUUCCGCCAGCGGGAGCGCCUGCCUCCCCUCGGGGCCUCCAAGGGCAAAGCUUCCUCCCCCAACCCCAGACCUGCCAGCCCUGUCUUUAAACUUCGACCACUGGUCAUGGACCUGCUGCCAGGCAAGACUACAGAGAUGAUGCUGGAAGGCUCCUCCAGCACUCCCCAGGUGGUGAAGGAGCGACUGCUGUGCCAUUCCAUGGUGGGCAACAAGGGAGGGAAGGUGAAGAUCAUGCAGGUGGAUGUCAGCUGUGAGUUUGUGGCUCCUGUUCUGCAGAUCUCCUCCCAAGAAAUCACCUUCCGGGUGGAGAAGCACCCCAGUGAUGUCCUAACUCUUCAGUACAAGCCUCUUUCUUUAAAGAACAUCUCCUCCCUGCCACUCAGUGUUGUCCUGGUCUUGGAGCAACCCUUCUUCAUCUGCAGUGCAGACCAGCAGCCCUUCCCUGCAGAUGUUCAGCCCAUGAAGCUGGAGAUAGGGGAGGAACUUCAUCUCUCCAUCAGUUUUAACCCUGCUUAUGAAGAGGACUUGAAUAUCCGGGUGGUGGAGAAGGCUCUGAAGAUACAGUUUCUUGAGCACCCUCAUCAGGAGCAGGUCACCCUGCGGGGAGAAGUCUACUUCCCCAAUCUCCAUAUCCCAACCACCACCCUGGACUUUGGCUGCAUCUUGAAUGACACCGAGGAGGAGCGUUACGUGGAGAUGACCAACUGCAGCCCACUGCCUGUCCAGUACCACUGGUCCUUCCUGACAGACAGCCAGAUCAGCUCCAUGAGGUUCAGUCCUCCAGCACCUAAGUUCUUCCACGAGCCCCAAGCACUGAAGGAGGAGGGAGCUUGGUCAGAGCUCCCAGCACCUGCAGAGAGCAGGGAUGGGGCUGCAGAGGAGGCAGCUGAAGCCUUGGGAGAAGUGGAGGAUCCUGGCCAAGAGCCAGCAGAUGCAGAUGGCUCUCUGGAAGCUAAGCCACUGUCACCCACUGCUGCAGAGACAGAAGGUGCUGCAGAGGUGGAAGGUGCUGCAGAGGUGGAAGGUGCUGCAGAGGUGGAAGGUGCUGCAGAGGUGGAAGGUGCUGCAGAGGUGGAAGGUGCUGCAGAGAUGGAAGGUCCUGCAGAACCUCAGAGCCCAGUGAGGAUCAAGCAAUUGAUGCAGUUCAUGGAGACAGAGCCCCUGGCUUUGGGAGUGGAGGAGGUGUUUGACAUCCUGCCCCUCUAUGGGGUGCUGCAGCCAGGCCAGAGCCAGCAGGUCACCUUCACCUUCUUUGGCCACACCAACAUCGUGGCCCGUGCCCUGGCCCUCUGCAGGGUGGAGGGAGGUCCCACCUACCAGAUGGUGCUGAGUGGAGAAGCUUCACUCAUCAACUACCUCCUGGACAUCAGGGAGAUCAACUGUGGGGUGCAGCUGUUUCAUGAAGUCCUGGAAGCAGAGCUCACCCUGAGGAACAGCGGGAAGGUGGGCUUCACCUACGUGGUGCUGAGCCCCCCUGGCCCAGCCCCUGCAGACACAGCCCUGCCUGGUGUCCCCCUGGUCCUGCCCAGCUCCGGUUACGUUGGACCUGGCAAGGAGCAAGUGCUGAAGGUCUAUUACCUGCCAGGAGUGCCUGGAGUCUUCUGCAGGACUUUCCAGAUCCAAGUGGGUCACCUGGAACCAGAAGAAAUCUCCCUGAAAGGAGAGGGGAGCUUUCCCAGGAUCUGCUUGGACCUGCCUAGGAACAUCCAAGGAAAUGAAAAAUAUGAGAAGAUCCUCGUGGAGGCAAAACAGAAGAUGGGAAAAGGCAGGCAGAGAGAUGCAGCAGAUGUUCCAGGGGAGGCUGUGGCCACGGAGCCACCCGUGGACAACUCGGACCCCAUGUUGGACACUCUGCUGCAGAUGGAGAUGGAGGAGAUGCUGAUAGAGGAACAUGCCCUGGAGCAGCAGAAAGUCCUGGCCUCAGGUCCCCUGGAGGACACAGCCUUUGACCCGCGUGCUCGUCGGAGGCUUCUCAAAGCUCAGCUCCCUGAGUACCUCCUGGACUUUGGCCACGUUGUCCUUGGUAACAUCCAGAGCCACAGGGUGAAGGUCACCAACACCGGGCGCUUCCCCGUGUCCUUCCAGGCUGACGGGCGGGUCCUGGGUGACACAGGUCUGAGCGUGGAGCUGGGUCGCGUGAGGAGCCUGCCCUCCUGCCACAGCCAGACCUUCCAAGUGCUCUUCGACCCUCAGAGGGCCAGCCAGCUGCUGGGGGAGGUGGACGUGCUCCUGCCCAUCAAGGUCACGGGAGGCCCCACGUUUCACGUCCGCCUGUGUGCCAAGGUGGCCGAGCCAUCCCUCUGCCUCUCCAGGAACAGGCUGGACUUCUCCACUGUCCAGUGUGGACAGUGUCGGGAGGAAACUGUCCAGCUCUGGAAUCAGCUCCAGGUCCCUUGUAAAUGGUUCAUCACCACGAAUGAGGCUGUUAAGAAGGUGGACAAACACUUGCCAGCAAUCCUGCGUCGGAAGCUGCUGCAGGAGCUGAAGGCCAAGCCUGAUGUCUUCUCAGCUGUGCCCUCAGCUGGAACCCUGGCUCCAGGACAGAAGUGCCAGCUGAGGGUCAGGUUUUCACCCACAGAAGAGAAGUCCUACCGAAGUGAGCUGAAGAUCAACAUCUGCCAGAGCAGACAGCAGCUCCAGCUGCAGGUCUUGGGACGUGGUGUGGAGCCACAGCUGGAGUUCAACCCCCCAGUGCUUGAGCUGGGACCUUUGCUGCCCUUGAGCCGUUGGGCAGAGGGGACAGUGGUGGUGAAGAACCCCUGUGAGUUCCCCAUUGAGUUUUACUCCCUGGAGUUCGACCAGCAGUACCUUGCUGAGGAAGAGAUGCUGAGGAUGCUGAAGGACUAUGAUGGCCACAACACCUUAUUGCUGCCUCCACGUGCCCCGGGUGAGAAGCUGCCCCCAGAGGUCCUGGAGUACUGUCGGGACCAGAAGAAGCUGCAGGAUGAGCAGACCAAGUCCAGGACUGAGGGAUUAACAGGCCAGGACAGUGCGACCUCUGAAGAUGUCCAGUCUCAGUCAGAUCAAGGAGGAAAGCACUCUGCUGGGGUCGUUCACACCACCUCAUCCCAUACCUCAGUCAUUCCCUCCUCCACUCAUGAGGAAAGCCAGUCCAGCAAGGUGGAUUCCAAAUCUGAACUGGGAGAAGAUGAGGAGGGAGGAGCUGAGAGAAGACAUGGGACAGCAGAACCUCAGCAAAGCACCACCAGCAGCAAGGAGAACACAGGAGAGGUGGAAGACAGCCCUGUCCGUAGGGCCAUUGCCCGCCACCUCAACAAGGUUCUCUCUGCUGAAGGACACACGGUCCAGAGCCAGAGAGGGAUUGUCAUCAUUGUCCACGGGGCACCCCAGACAGGCAAGACCUCAGCAGCAGUGGCCCUGUCCAAUUACUACGGCACCGCCUGCUUGUCCAUCGACGCCGUGGUGAGAGAAGCCAUCUCAGACAGGAGCAGCCCAGCAGGGCUCCGGGCCCGGGAGCUCUGCAUGAAGGCUGCCAUGGAGCACAGCCACAAGGACACAGAGGAGCCUGGUCAAGCUGCAGAGGUGUCCCUCAGCCAGCAGCUGGGUGCUGAGGCCAAGCCCAGCCCAUCCAUGAGCCAGUCCAGCUCUGCAGAGAAGGGCAGCCAGCAGUCCAGCAGCUCCCGGAGCCGGGUCAGCAGGAGGAGGUCAGAGGCACGUGUGUUGCUGGCCCUCAAACAGCACAGCACGGAGCCAAGAAGCUCCCAGGACUCCUCCAGUUCCUACGUCAUCUCCUCCACUCCCUGCGUUCCCGCCCAGCGGUGGCAGAGUGUGAGCAGCACAGAAGGAGAGCUGAGCUUCAGGAGCUGUGUGCUGCCCAGGGACCUGCUGCUGACCAUCCUCUCCAAAAGGCUGCAGCUGAGUGACUGCUACCAGGGGGUGGUGUUUGAUGGCCUGGAAACCCUCUUUGCACGCAACCCGGCCUCUGCUCUGCUCUGCCUGCUCAAAGCUGUCAGGGAUCGGCCUCACAUCUAUUUUGUGAACCUGUCCCAGGGUUAUGCUGCCUUGAAAGCCAAGGAGGCAGCUGCAAAAGAGCAGCAAGAACGGGAGCAGGAAGAAGCUGCAAGGAGGGCAAAAGCACGUCUCUGGGAGGUGGAUGAGGAGGAGUAUGAUGCCCUCCCUGAGGAGCAGAAGGCUGAGCUGAACCAUGACAUACGACGAGCCCAGCGGGAGAGGAAGCAGAGGGAGAUGGAGAAGAAGGCUCGAGAGCUUGCAGAAAAGCAACAGCAGGAGCUACAACGCUUGAAGGAGGAGGAGAUGAAGAAGAAGGCUAAGAAGGGCAAGAAGGAGGUUGGCAAAGACAAAGAUAGUGCUUCGGGGAAGAGAAGCCAUCCUGGAGGCAAGCAGAACACAAACACAUCCACCAGCAACACCGUGUCCACCAGCAAUCGCUCGGAUGUCACGGAAGGGGUAGAGAAGAAAGGACCUAAAAAGGAGUGCCCAGAGUCUGUUGGAAAUGGGAAGGAAGCCAAGAAGCAGGGCAAGGUUCCCCUGACAGAUCCCUGCCCACCAGGGCCUGCCCAGCCCUCGGACCGAGAACAGGACGAGAGCAAAACUGAGGCCCCGAGUGACAGCGAGAAGAACUUGGCCCUGAGGUUUCAGAUCUACGAGGCACUGCAGAAGGACAUUGCACAUAUUUUGGCCUGCUGGGACAGGGCUCAGGGCAUCCUGCUGUCCCUUCCCACCCAAGAGGAGGUGAAGCAGCAGGAAGACCAUCGCCAGCAUGUGUCCAGCCACAAGAGGCGGAAGGACAAGGAGAAGGAGCAGCUGGAAAAACAGAAGGCUCCUGAGGAAGGGCAAGGUGCAGAAGGGUCAGCCAGAGGCCAGGAUUCAGGGGUGCCCUGCUUGGACAUCCCAGUGCUGAACUCAGAAGAUGUGACUAAGAUGAUCCUGGGGAGUGGCAAGCUGCCAGCAGCAGAGCAGGUCCUGGAGGACCUGGGACUGGAUCCCUCAGGGCCUCCUGUUCUCCCUGCUGCUCUUUACUCUGUGAUCCACUACCCAGAGAAGCGGGUGGCCCCUGCAGCAGGAGAAGCCUUUGUCCUUCUGGGACCAGAAGGUGCUGCUGUGGAAGAUGAAAAGAAGGAUAUGGGAAGUGUCCUGGAUAGCCCCAUCACGGCCAGAGUGAAGAUACACGAUGAGCUGGGCAACCCCACCAGGAGCCACUCAAGGAAGGAGAAACCUGCGGGCAGCUGGGAGGCCAUGAGGAGGAGGAGGAGCUCUGCCCGGGCCAGGAAGAGUAUCCAAGGGCUGGGCCUGUCCACACGUUCCCCUGAGUUGGACCCAAACAGCCUGGACAUAGCCUCAAUCCUAGGGAAACCUGUCAGGCCGAGCAGCUACCGCUGGGUGGUGCCUGCCCGUGGUGAGGUGGAACUGAAGGUCUACUUCAGCUCCAGGGUGCUGGGGCAGUUUGAUCAGACGCUGCAUUUUGAGAUCCUGGGAACAAACCGUCUGUACCAGCUGCACUGCAGGGGCACCUGCCUCUACCCCACCAUCAGCCAGGACCCACGGCUGGUGUUUCCUCGCUGGAUAAAGAGCAAGGCAGAUGAGGACAUCAUCUUCAAGCAGUUUGUGAUGGACACGGGUGUGUUCCACUUUGGGCCUCUGCUGUGUGGGAAGUCCAGAGCCCGGUACAAGGCUCUGGACUAUCCCAGCAACUGUGAGACAAUAACCAUCCUCAACACCACCCCCUUGGAAGCAGAGGUGCAGUUCUCCUUCGAGCACGACCUCAAAGCCGACACGUUCCUUUUGGACCCUCCCAGCAUGAAGCUGAAACCUCACGAGAAGCAGGAGCUGAACAUCUGGGCAUACCCCACCUCAGCUGGGCUGGUGGAGGACAAGCUGGUCUGCUGCGUUCAGGAGAACCCGGAGCCGGUGACCUUCCAGCUGUGCUGCCAAGGGGUGCAGGUGGAGCUGGGGGUCAACCCCAAGCAGCUGCAUUUCAACAAGGUGCUUCUGCACAGGAGGGAGAGCAGGACCCUGGUGCUACAAAACAGCACCCCACUGCCCAUGGCCUGGCGACUCAGUGGGCUGGAGAACCUGGGUGAGGACUUCUCUGUGUCACAAGCUGAGGGCAUCGUUGCUCCCUGCACAGAGUUGGAGGUGCAUCUGUAUUUCAAGGCCACCAAGGCUCUCAGCGUUAAGAAGAUGAUCCGGCUAGAGGUUUCGGAUGAAGAAAAUAUCCUGGGGAUUGUUCAGAUUGAAAACAUCCAAGUCUUGGCAGAGGCCUACGACAUUGCUCUGAACAUCAGCAUGGCCAAAGCUACAGAUGGCAGCCUGGAUUUUGGAAUCCUCAGGGUCCUGGAAUGUGCCAAGCAAGUGCUGACCCUGAAGAACAGAGGGAAGUACGAGAUAUCCUACAGUUUCAAGCUGGAAGAUACAGACACCAACAUCCCCAACUUGGAGUCCCACUUCACUCUCCAGCCACAGAAGGGAAUGCUGACUGCCUCCGAGCGCCCCGUGCAGGUCCAGCUGCUCUUCCACCCCAAGGUGGAAAUGAACCUGAAGAACAAACCCAUCCUGCACUGCCAGGUGAUUGAGCCCAACAUCGGUGAAGGAGGUGAGACCAUCGCUGUCAUCCCCGUCAGGGUGUCAGCUGAAGCUGUGUUCAGCAAGUACAGCAUCUACCCUGCAUCCCUCAACUUUGGUGCCAUGAUGAUGGGCACCAAGAAAACCUGCACCUUCUCACUGGAGAACAAAGGUGUCCUGGACUUUCAAUUCUUCAUCUACCGAGCAGACCAGGAUGUGCCUGCGUUGCGAAGGAGAAGUAGUCACCAACUCAAAUCCACCCACUCCAUGGAGAGUGCAAGCUUAAGAAAAGGGUCUUUCUCAGUCAAGCAAAGCAAGACCUUGCUGCAGAAGGACACGAGCACCACGCAGGCUCGUAUCACUGCAGGCAUGUUCACGGUGUACCCAGGCUUUGGUUCCAUCCCUCCUGGGGCCCAGCAGGUCAUCAUGGUGGAUUGUUGUGCAGAGCCCCUGGGGACAAGCAGGGAGAACCUCUCCAUCGAUAUCAGUGACAGAGACCCCAAGGACAACCCCCUUGGCAUCUCCUAUAGCCUGGCUGCUGAGUCCUGCCUCCCAGGAUUUGUUUUUGACGACGUCGAGUCCAUCUUUGAGGAGCAUCGAAUCUGCAGCAACACCAAGGUCUGGCAGGUCCUACAGACCAUUCAAGACAAGGGUGUGUUCAUCACAGAGGAGAACAAGUUCAUCUUCACCAAUGUUCUGGUUGGGCACCAGGCCACAGCUCGUUUCAAGAUCCGCAACAUGGGCAAAAUCCCCUGUGACUUGAUCCUCUCCAUCAAGCCCAACCCCAGUAAGCCCACCAGCCGCGUCAGUGACGUUUUCGAGGUGGAUCCCACUCGGGUGUGUGUGCCCAGUCACUCCCACAUCUUUGCCACCGUGCUCUUCACCCCACAAACCAUGCAGAGCUACCAGUGCCUGUUUGAAGCUUCCCUCGACGUCCGGGCAAGCUCUGCAGCAAUUAAAGCACAGAGUCUGACCUUUGAGAUCAGUGGAGAUGGGAACCUGCCUCGGGUGACUAUCCUGCGCCCAGUCCUCUGCAACAGGAGGGGGAACCCUCUGCUCCUCUUCAAGAAGCUGCUGCUGGGUGAUGCACAACAACUCCCCCUGGUCCUUCACAACAGUGGCAUCAUACCUGUCCAGCUGAUGAUAGACCUGUUGGAUGAAGGGGGAGUUUUCUCCCUGAAGGCCAGGCCCACCACACACUGCAUCUAUGAACCUGGGGGCAUGAAGGAGGACUCUCCUAGAGAAGGGAGGAAGCCCCACACUGCUUCCCUGCUCCUGCAUCACGAGGAAUCAGCAGAGUUUGAUGUGCUUUUCAAACCCAUCCUGGCCCAACGUGUGGAGGGGAAGAUCCGCCUGUCCGUGGUGGACAACCCCUACGAAGAGACCAACAUUCAGCUGGUGGGGGAAGGCUACGAGGAUGACUUCACCCUGGAUAACAUCCGCGGCCUAGAGGCAGACAGCAAGGAGGACAUUGAGGACAGUCCUGAGGAAGACACAGUGGAGGCUGCCAGAGUGGAUCACAUCCAGUUUGGGGAGUGUCACGUCGGGACCCCCUACGCUGCCACCUUCACCAUCACCAACCGCAGCCGGGCGGACGCCGUGCGCUUCCAGUGGGGGGCAGACCCCCCCUUCCACUUCUCCCCCCAGGUGGGCCACCUCCACGCUGGCUGUGCCAAGGACAUCACGGUCACCUUGCAGUCGCAGGUGGCCGUCACCUUCAGGAGGCAGCCUGUGAAGUGUCAGGUGUCUCGGAUCACCUUCCACCUGCCUCCAGAGCAGGUUCCCAGCUGGGACGACCGCCUGCGCACCGCCAAGUGGGUGGAUGCCACCAGGGGCCCAGGAGCCACCUGGCCUGUCAAGGAGAAGGUGAUGGAGAUAGAUCCAGAGCCAGCUCACACUGUCCUGGAGAGCAGCAGCCAUGACGUGGAGCUUCUCCUCAGUGCUGUGAUUGACUAUGCCCAGUUCAGGCUGGAUACAGACUCGAUUGAGUUUGAGCAGACCAUGCUCUUCCAGACCAGGACCUUCACUUUCAAGCUGUGGAAUCCAGGGAAUGUGGCCCUGGAAUACACCUGGAGGGAGGCUGUGGAGGAUGACAGGGCAGUGAGCUCGACUGAGGGGCAGCUCCCAUCCCAUCUGGUUGGGGAUUCCCACCACUCCACUUCUGAUGCCACUGCCGUGCUCCCAUCCAGCCUUGAUUCCAUCCCCUCCUCCCAGAACUCCUCUCUGGGUUCUCCCUUCUCUGUCGAGCCCUGCAGUGGCACCAUCCCUGCUGGCCAGGAGCAGCAAUUCCAGAUGAAGUUCUCUCCAGUGCACGUGAGGGACUUUGAGAGCCACAUGCUCUGCAGUAUUCCCAACCUGGAGCCUGGUCAGAAGGGCCCAGAGGUGGCUGUGAAGGGGACAAGCCUGAUGCCACGUUACCACUUUGAGCUGGAAGAGUCUGACUACAUCACUGCAAGAAGGCACAGCUCGGGUGUGCAGGGACCAAAGGGGACAACGUUUGACCUCAACACGAAGGUGGUUGAGUUUGCAGCAGCUGGAGUGGGUGGCAGGAACUGCAGGACCUUCCUGGUUAUGAACCCAACUGGCUCCAUGUAUUCCUUCCAGUGGACUUGUCAAGAUCCUGAAGCCCCACCAGGCCAGGUGGCUUUCUUCUGCCUCACAGAGAGAGGUCAACUCCAACCAGGGAAGAAAGCAGAGUUGAAGUUUGAGUUCAUCCCUCAGCACCUGGGCAUCACAGAAUCCUUCUGGGUCUUCAGAAUCCCUGAGCAGAGCAUUUCGGUCCCGUUCCUCUUGGCGGGCACUGCCACCGAUCCGCUGGUGGCUCUGGACAGAUGCCACCUGAACUUCCAGAUCCUGCUGAUUGGGCACCAGGUACAACAGACUAUCUAUAUGGUCAACAGUGAGAAGGAAGCCUUCAGCUUUGCUUUCAGAGAAAGCUCUCUCUUCUCUGAGGGAUGCUGCUCCUCCGUGAAGUUGGAGCCCAUGGAAGGCUCCAUUGCUGCUACCUCAAGGCUUCCCAUUACAGUCGUCCUCACACCAACAGUGGAAGGAGAGGUGGUCUUCAACAUCAAGUGUGAUGUCAAGAGGAAGCCCCAGCCCCUCUCCUUGAACAUCAAGGCCACCAGCUACAGUAUGAAUGUGUCAGUCAGGUGUGAGGACAGGAAUGGUCAUGUCACUGAGCUCAGUGCACAGGAGACCAACGUCAUUGAUUUCAAGGAGGUGCAGCUAAAUGACAUCAGCAAGCACAUCUUCAGGAUCUGCAAUAACAGCAAGAUCAGCUUCACCUUCUCGUGGGAGCUGAGGGGCCCCCCAGCCCGUAAGCAGGUCCUGGCUGUCACCCCCCAGACAGGCACCGUGCAGGCAGAGGAGGAGGUGGAGACCCAGCUGGCUUUUCAACCCCGCAAGAUGUGCUCUCUGAAGGGUGUGGAGCUGAGGCUGAAGAUCAGCAGGGGUCCCACCUUCACCUGCGUGUUCCAGGCCACCACGGUACUGCCCACUGUCCACUUCUCCACCACCAAACUCAACUUUGGAGCCUGCUUCAUCCACAGUGCUGGGAUGCCACCUGUCCAGCAGACCCUUGUCAUCACAAACAAGGCAGAAAGGAAUCUGAGUCUGAGCUGCCGGUUCACCAGCACCCCCUACCUGAAGCUGAACUUCCCAGGGUACGUCCUGUGCCCAGGAGGGUCACUGGAGGUGCCCAUCACUUUCUGCCCCAAAGAGGCCACCUCUUACCAUGAGCUCAUCCCUUUUGAAAUCAACGGGCUCUGUGAGCAGACUGUUGAGGUCCGAGGGAAGGGCACAGCCAUGAAGGUCGAGGUUGUGGAGCCCCCAGGCAAGGUGGUGAAGCUGGGAGCUGUCUCCGUUGGCCAGACUGUGAAGAAGAUGGUCACCAUAGCAAACAACAGUGCUGCCCCUCUCACUUUUAAGCUCAGUCUCAUGAGCACCGUGCCAGAGCUGCAGGAAGCUGGGGUUCUCUGCUUGAACCCCAGCAACGGCCUGAGUCUGAAGCCCAGAGGAGACACCUGUAAGGUGGAGGUGACCUUCUCCCCGAGGUGCCGCAUCCAGCCCUUCUCUGAGGAGGUGACACUGGAGCACAGUGGGUUGGUGCACUCCCUCUUCGUGGUGCAGGGCUCCUGCCCAGCCAUCCACCUCAGCCUGGACCAUGAGCACCUCAGCUUUGGAACUGUGGUGUACCAGAGCUCCACGUGCCAACGCCUCGUCAUGCACAACAUGGGCGACGUAGGAGCCAAGUUUAGGUGGGACGUCGAGAGCUUCAAGCCAGAUUUCUCCAUCAGCCCCACCAAAGGUUACAUCUCCUCAGGAAUGGAUGUCUCCUUCAUUGUGACUUUCCACCCUACCAAGCUGAGCCCUGCUAUCCAUUACCAGGGCCUGCAGUGCUUCAUCCAGGGCAGUGAGCCUCUCAGGCUGUCCCUGGUGGGAUGCUGCAUGGAGGCCCCUGUCACCAAGGAGAUCCUGACUUUCACGUGUGAUGUGCGUGAGGAGCUCAGCCAGGUCAUCCUCCUCUCCAACUCCAGCAAUGAGGCCUGGACCAUGCAGCCUGUCAUCGAGGGGGAGUACUGGAAGGGGCCUGAAUUCUUCCAUCUAGAGGCCAAUCAACAGAACAAGCCCUACAAGCUCACCUACAAACCCCUCACCAUGACCUCUGAGAAGAUGCAUCAGGGCUCCAUCUUCUUCCCGUUGCCAGAUGGGACAGGCUUGUCCUACCUCCUGCAAGGCACUGCUCAGGCUCCCAAGUGUUCAGGGACCAUCUCCCGGGAGGUCCCAUGUAGGACUUCCCACACUGAGCUCAUCCCUGUCUCCAACUGGCUGAACAGAGCACAGAGGUUCCUCGUGAUAGUGGACGUACUCAAACCAGACAACCCAGAAGAAGGCCCUUUGCUGCAGGGGCAGGAAUACCUGGACGUGCCAGGCUCUGCCAAGAAGGACUACCAGCUCACGUUCCUCUCCUACAGGGAAGGAGCCUUUCAAGCAUCAGUGACCUUCCUCAACGAGGAGACCCAGGAGUACCUGUUCUACAUGAUGUCUUUCAAGGUCACAGCUUCAAGACCCAUCAGCACCGUUGAAAUCACCACGGCCGUUCGGCAGAGAGCGUCUUCCAGCGUCAAGGUGGACAACCCUCUGCCUGUCCCUGUCACCUUCAACAUCGACUGCAAAGUGCCUGAUGUCAACGUUCCCCCUCAUUUCACUGUUCCUCCACAGUCAGAGGCUGAUCUUGUUUUUGAGUACCAGCCCGUGAAAAAGGGGGAGAGCACUGGGCGCCUGGUGCUCCACAGCACCGACCUGGGCACUUACUACUACGACCUGCACCUGAAAGCCACUGUGAGCAGGCCAGAGAAAACCCUCCACUUCUGCACCACACUGGGCUCUAGUCAGACCAUCACUGCCCAGAUCAUGAAUUACGCCCGACAGAAGACAGACUACGUCCUCCAGACCAGCAGCGACGAUUUCCUGACGGAGAAGACCCUCAGCGCACCCGCCGCCGGCCGAGGGGGCUCGGCGCUCAGCGUGGAGGUGACCUACGAGCCCUGCCAGCUGGGUGAAUCCAAAGCCACCCUCCAGCUCUCCUCCCCUCUCGGAGGGGACUACACCAUCCCCCUCCGGGGCCUGGCUCUCCCACCCAAACCCCAGGGCCCUUUCUCGGUCAGGGCGGGCGGCAGCACCACCAUCCCCUUCAAGAACGUCUUCCCGCGGGCCGCCGCCUUCCGCUACACGCCGGAGCACCCCGCCUUCUCCGUCAAGGCCCCCGAGACCCUGCGCCCCAAGAAGACCGCCUACAUGACGGUGUCCUUCGAGGGAGGCGAGACCCCCCUCACCACCAAGCUGCUGGUCUACAGCCCCGCGGCCGGCGGCGUCUCCUGGCUCUACUACCUGCGGGGGCUGCCCUCGCUGAAGUGACCCCCCGAGAGGCAGCCCCCCGAGGGGGGAACGACUGCUGGGCAGGGCCUCCCCUCACGCUGAGCGGUGGUUGAUUCAGUCACUUCCCCCCUUCCCCUCACGGCUGAGCGGUGGUUGAUUAAUUCA